AUGGCUGAAGAGAAGCAGUAUCGUGAAGAGGUCACGACUGAUCCCAGCCUCACCCAUCAACACACCGCGAGCAGUCAUGGCCUUCACCAUGACCAUGUCGCUCAAGAAGCCCUUGGUGGUCACACCGCUGAUCUGGGCAAGUCAUACUUCACAUCCAUCAACUUUAUUGGCACUGUAGUGGCAACGUGUCUAGCGCAGAUUUCUGGUUACCUCGGGUGGGUUCUUCCUGCGAAUACGCUGAGCCUCAUCAACGCCGCGAUUGGACCAUCGCCGGAUAUCAUCUGGGUCGGCAUCUCGUGGACGGCUGGAUUCGCCAUCGGUUUCACUCUCGUCGGUCGUCUGUCGGACAUCUUCGGUCGUAGAUGGUUCUUCAUCUGCUCUUCAAUACUCGGCCUGGUCGGAAAUAUCAUCGGGGCAAGCGCACAAAGCAUCAACAUGCUGAUUGCAACAAACUCCAUUAAUGGACUCGCCGCAGCCGGCCAACUUUCGUUCCAUAUUAUCCUUGGCGAGCUCGUUCCAAACUCCCUGAGAGGUCCUGUGAACGCUUUCGUGCUUUCGACUUCUGUCCCUUUCGCUGUGUUCGGACCGCCAGUAGCAAGAUCCCUCUACCAGACCACUGAGCUACAAUGGAGAUGGUGCUACAUCCUCGGAUGCAUUGUCAACGUACUGGCAAUUGUUUUAUACUUCUUCUUCUACUUCCCACCAACAUAUGAAAUGCUCCACGUGGGCGGCAAAUCGAAAUUGAAACAACUCAAAACGCUUGACUGGGUGGGUAUCGCCUUAUUCUCGACUGGUCUUGUCGUUUUCCUGAUUGGCAUGAACUGGGGCGGGUCAGCAUAUCCAUGGAAGAGCGGACACGUACUGGGAGCACUCUUUGCUGGAUUUGGUACUCUAGUCGCAUUCUGCUUUUGGGAAGCUUAUGCCCCGAGACUAGAGUACCCCCUCAUUCCUUUACGACUCUUCAGAAACAUUCAGUAUGAUGCCAAUGUGGCUUGUGCUAGUCUGGCAGCCAUCGUAUAUUACGCGAACUCCAUCAUCUGGCCAACGAUGGUCUCUUCGCUCUUCACCACAGAUAUCACCAAGAUCGGAUGGCUUUCGUGCGCUGUUGGUGGUGGCCUUCUCCUCGGACAAAUCCUCGGAGGCGCUGGUGUGCGCUACCUUCCGCGAAUGAAGAUCCAGAUGACUGUCGCGGCAGUCAUCACUACAGCUUUUGUCGCUGCUGUCGCUGCUUCGAAUGAAACGACAGAAGACCGCACGACCGCCUUACUUUUGAUCGGUACCAUUGCUGCAGGCUACAUCGAGAACCUCACACUUUCCAGUACAGCCUACCUCUGGGAUCCUGCCGAUAUUGGUCUGGUGACAGGUGUCAUGGGUGCUAUCCGAACUGGUCUUUCUGCGAUAGCUACGAGCAUGUACUCGUCGAUACUCGCCACUGAAUCAGCCAAGUACAUUCCCCAAAAGGUCAUGCCGGCUGCGCUAGCUGCGGGUCUUCCUGAAACGUCGCUCCCCGCGCUGUUGACUAGUAUCACAUUGGGUGACUUCAGCGCUGUACCUGGUAUCUCACCUGCCAUCAUCGCAGCAACAGGUCAAGCUGUGAAGAGCGCAUACGCACUGUCGUUCCGAACUGCGGUAGGCACCUCUAAUAAGAUAGCAAAACAAUCGCAAAGAGUGAAAGGUCGAAUGAAGAUGUCCAUACCAGACUCGGAAAGUGUGCAGCAUUAUAACAAACAUUUCAUCCCUCUCGAAUCAAAUCCAGACGUCUUUACCGAGCUUGCGCAUAAGCUCGGUUUAUCCACUUCAUUGGGCUUCCAAGAUGUACUCUCUAUAGACGACCCGGAGCUACUCGGCUUUCUUUCACGUCCAGUCCUCGCAUUGAUCCUGGUGUUUCCGACAACAGAGGCGUAUGAGAAGAGAGCUCAGGAUGAGGAUGCCAAGCUCGAGGAGCUCCACAGCUCUGGCGAUGUUGUAUUCUUCAAACAGACCAUUAACAAUGCAUGCGGUCUUUAUGCAAUCUUGCAUGCUAUCUGUAAUGGCGAAGCGCGGCAGAAGAUCGAUGAGGUCUCGAUCAUCGCUCAAUUACUGGAGGCCAGUCUGGCGCCUGAUAUAGACGGAUUGGCUCAGGCAUUAGAGGAAAACAAGGCGUUGGAAGUUGCAUAUGCUGGCGUAGCAAGCAAAGGCGAUACUGAGGCGCCUCUGAAUGCGGAAGACGAGGUGGAAUACCACUAUAUCGCUUUUGCCAAAUCGUCCAAAGACAACCAUCUAUACCAACUCGACGGCGACCGCAAGUGUCCUCUAGAUCUCGGGGCGCUCACAGCAGACGAAGACGUUCUCUCUGAGAGAUGUCUCAGCGUCAUUCGUGGUAUGAUGGCAAGCGAGGACGAGAACCUCAACUUCAGUUUGAUGGCUCUGACAGAGCACGCAGAGAUGUAG
Alternaria burnsii is the source of this 2430-nucleotide messenger RNA. Its product is annotated as trichothecene efflux pump. The transcript has 8 exons. Gene Ontology annotation, molecular function: transmembrane transporter activity; cysteine-type deubiquitinase activity. Lineage: Eukaryota; Fungi; Ascomycota; Dothideomycetes; Pleosporales; Pleosporaceae. Bases 1 to 2430 code for a protein of 809 amino acids. The record is from RefSeq and is a predicted model, not a curated record. Gene Ontology annotation, cellular component: membrane. Gene Ontology annotation, biological process: transmembrane transport; ubiquitin-dependent protein catabolic process.